AUGCCAUUAAUAUCUGUCUCUAAUGAUUUCUUUUUCGAUGAUAUUGAAUUAAAAUCAGCAUCAUUAGUAUUGGUCAUUGAUGAAGAAAACAAUGAGUUAGAUGUAAAAGAAUUUUUACGAAAAAUUAGAAAUAUAUUAAAUAUUCAAGAUAUUGUUAUUGAAAAAAUGCAGAGAGGCUCUAUUAAAGUGGUCUUUGAGAUUUUCAGAAAUGUUACUUCUGCAAUCAAAAAAAUUCAAAUUAAAGCUUUAUAUAACUCAUUAACCGAUAAACUGCGACAAGAAUUAGCUCAGUUAAAAAUCUUAUUCAUGUUUAUGGGUGACAUUAAAAUGCUAUGUGAAAAGCAGAAAUUUCGUUAUGAUAUCAUCCUGUACCCACGAUGGAAUCAUUUGUAUCAUAGUGAACACACAUUUUGGAUUGGUGGUACUCCAGAUAAGUUAGAUCGUGGUAAUAAACCAUACUACUGUCCUGUUGGAUGGAAAAGAUACUCUUUUUAUGUUACUGAUAAUUUCUACCAAAAGUUCCAAGGAUGGUGCAUAUGUUAUCAUGGUACCAAAUUUUCACAUGGUCUCUCAAUUUUAUUGAGUGGAUUGCUGCCAGCUAAAGCGGUAAAUCAUGGCGAAGGAAUAUAUGUAACUCCAUCCAUUAUUUAUGCAGCUCAUCCAAGAUAUUCUGAAAUCAAAGAAAUCGAAUCAUCAUACGAAAGACAGCUUUUUAAAAAUGGAAAUUAUAUUCAAUUCGUAUUACAAUGCCGUGUUCAUCCGGAAGAUAUCAAAAGGAUAGACAAGGAAACUUUAAAUACUUCCAGUUCUACUAUUGAUUCUAACAUAAGCAAGGACAUUAUUGAAUGGGUUAUCAAUACAAAAGGCAAGCCUAUAAUGGAUUUUAAUGAUCCAAAUGCUACAAUUAUUUGUACAGGUUUAAUGGUACGUAUUACAGACAAACAUCCUGGUUUAUUACCUGAAUCACAAUGGUGGUUUGAAUCACAUUUAUGCACAGAAAAAGAAAAUCAACAUUGUUUCUUAGGUAUCGAUCUUGAUGAUUUGAAGAGAAAAAAAUUGAAUGGAGAAAUGUGCACUAUUAUUAAUAACUAGAUGAUAAAAUUCAGUUCUUCUCAUGUCAAAUGAAACUAAAAAGAAUCCAAUAAGAACGCAUUUUAAGUUUGUAAUAAUCAAUAAAAACGUCGAUUAUUGUGCAUUUCGUAAAACACGAUCAUAAAUAAAUGUUGAAGUAAAUUACUUAGAUAGUGAGCAGUUCGACUCUUCUCAACAAUCUGUGGCAAACUCGUCAGGAAAAGCUUUAACCGAAUGACAGACAUGUGAGUCUUGUCUUCGAUAGGUUCAAUGUCCACUCGUACUAAGUGCUGAACGAGUCGAUAUUCAGGGAUCAGUAGGGCAUGACUUAUACAAUGUUCGCCAUUGAUUUUUGAUACGUUUUCGUUUUUUUCUUUCUCUUGUCAUCGACUUUUGCCUUUAACUGAUUUAUUCAAUCGAUGACGACGUAAUCAGUCUUUGCUACUUUCACGUACAUCAACCGAAUCAGUAAGCUGCUGUGUUGAUACUUAUUUUCUCGAUGUAUGGAGACACUUGUCGAAUGACAUAUUGUCAUUUUGUGGAACUCACGUAUGUUUUCGAAGAAAAUAGUGAGUGUAAGUUUCAAGUUCGAGGUUGGCGGCUCCCCCGCUCCCC
Rotaria sp. Silwood1 is the source of this 1686-nucleotide messenger RNA. NCBI's taxonomy places the organism in Eukaryota, Metazoa, Rotifera, Eurotatoria, Philodinida, Philodinidae. The record is from the annotation of a GenBank genome assembly.